Messenger RNA from Lycium barbarum (goji berry), 2272 nucleotides. RefSeq names its product UDP-glycosyltransferase 86A1-like. Gene Ontology annotation, molecular function: UDP-glycosyltransferase activity. NCBI's taxonomy places the organism in Eukaryota, Viridiplantae, Streptophyta, Magnoliopsida, Solanales, Solanaceae. Bases 749 to 2173 code for a protein of 474 amino acids. The transcript is spliced from 2 exons. The record is from RefSeq and is a predicted model, not a curated record.
CCCUAAAGCAUACUGAUGACCAAGUCAUGUUUUGUAGUCAUUGAGUGUCUUUCACCGAGGAGCUCACCGAGAAUCUUAUUGAUUCUACGAUGCUGCUCGUUCUCAACUCUCGUGUUCAAAACAAGGUAACGGACAUACCACAUUUCCUUCUCAAGACGACACACAGAGUCUUGUAACGUGUUAAUGCUGUCGUUGGUAGCUGGUACUUCCCAUAGUAGUCCGCCAACACGAGGGUCAGGAGCUUGUGCAGGCGGUGCGGGGGAUGGGGGUUAGCAUAGCCAUUUAGAAUGCCAUUUGGGAUGUGGAAGUUGGUACUUUUAGAACUCAAGGAGUGUUUUGAAGGAGUGUUCAAAAUCUUUCUUUUAUUUUUAUUAACAAGGCUGAAAAUGAAAGGAAUUCAAUUAUAGGGAAUAAAAGCAAGUGUCUUUUCCAUUUCUCAUCAAAGCAUUUAUUGUAAAAACCCGUUUCCCUUGUUUAGUGGUUGAAAAGUUACAUUGAAAAGAGAUCAUAUAGAUGUAAUCAUGAGAUAUAUGCCAUAAAAUAUUUAGCCCAAAUCAUACGUAGCUGUAGAAGGGGACCCAAGAUUCUAUGCAGUGGACGCACUUGGAAUAAAAUGAAAGACACUUGGGUUUAUAGUCAAAUCAAGCAAUAGAGUUAUCAAUAGAGUUAUCUUGAAGAGCUAUCAACUCUUCAAGAUAAAUAGAGUUGAAGUUCACCAAAUUAAGCACCACACACCAACAAAAAAAAAAUGGCAGAAAUUAGAGACCAAAAAUUGCCUCAUGCCUUAGUAAUUCCAAACACUUUUCAAGGCCAUAUAAACCCAACAAUUCAUCUAUCUUUAAAACUUGCUUCGAAAGGUUUCAUCGUCACUUUUGUCAACACUCAAUUCAUUCACUCUCAAAUAACAAAAGCCCAAUUAACAUCAUCAGGGCCUAACAAUGAUGAUAUUUUCUCUAAAGCCCGUGAAUCUGGGCUUGACAUACGUUAUGUAACUAUUUCUGAUGGUUUUCCAUUAGAUUUUGAUCGAAGCCUAAGUUCAUUGCAAUUUUGGGAAGGUUUUGCAAAUAAUUUUUCAGGUCAUGUUGAUGAACUUGUUGGGAAAUCAGUGAAGGAUAAUCGUGUUGAUCCAAUCAAUUGUUUGGUUGCUGAUACUUUCUUUUCUUGGCCAUCAAUUAUUGCCAAGAAAUAUGAGAUUGUUCAUGUCUCUUUCUUCUCUGAACCAGCUUUGGUUUUUGCCUUGUAUUAUCACUCGGAUUUGCUUACACAAAAUGGCCAUACUCUGACGGUACAAAAUCGCAAAGACCCUGUUGAUUAUAUUCCUGGAGUUAAGUCUAUUGAAGCAAGUGACUUGCCCUUCUUGUUCCAGAAUCCAAUGGUGGACCAAAGUAUCUACAAUGCAUUUCAAGAUGUUAGGAAAACAGAUAUCAUAAUUGCUAACACAAUUGAAGAACUUGAAUUGGAAACUGUCACAACAAUUCAAGAAAAUCUCAAUUUCUACUCAAUCGGUCCAAUUGUGUCCGCGAAUUUCACUGAAUUGACUAUCCCGAGUAGCCUAUGGUCUGAGAUUGAUUGCACCCAAUGGCUCGAUACCAAGCCCCGUGUUUCGGUCUUGUACGUCUCAUUUGGGAGUAUAGCCCUUGUUAAUAAAGGAGAUAUUCUUGAACUAGCUCAUGGCCUUAUGCUUAGUGAAGUUAAUUUCAUUUGGAUACUUAAGUUAGGUCAAGAUGAAAAAAGUAUUUUGCCCCUUGAGUAUAAAGAGAAGGUGAAGGAUCGAGGAUUGAUCGUGCCAUGGUGCAAUCAAAAGAGAGUGAUUUCACAUUCAGCAAUCGGAGGUUUCUUGAGUCAUUGUGGAUGGAAUUCUGUAGUGGAAAGCAUUUGGUGCGGGGUGCCAUUAAUUUGUUAUCCUUUGGUCACCGAUCAACUUGCUAACCGAAAAUUAGUGGUUUACGAUUGGAAAGUUGGAAUCAAUCUUCGUGAUGGGGAGUUGAUCAAGAGGGAGGAAGUACAUGACAAGAUUAAAUAUUUGAUGAACAGAGAGACUUCGAGCAGUUUAAGGAAGAAUACUGCGCAAGUGAAAGAGACAUUUCAUAACGCAUUGGCCAUGAAUGGAUCAUCAAAUGUUAAUUUUAACAAGUUAGUUGAAGAACUGAAGAUGAAGACUAGUUUAGCUUGAGAGAUGUUUUUUAAAAAGAGACAUUUAAGAAAGAAAAUUUUCUUUCUUUGUUUCCUGUCUUCUUCUGUUCAAGUUAAUAAAUGUUUCUCGUGGAAAGGA